AACGUUUACCAAUGGAUAAGUAACACCGAAACCUGUUCGCUCCGGAGUCGAAAAUAUUUUGAUAUUUCGGAUCGUGUAGUGUUCUCUUGUGCCUCGACAUAGAAGGACGUACACACAAUAGACAUGGAACAAAAGAAUGAAUAUCACCGAACGAUGUCACAGUCCACCGUGGGCUACUCGCCACUGCCCGAGCCAUCAGCUCGGGAGUCUCCUCCGCGACGCCAAAUACUCUAUGAACAGCCAACCAGCUGUUGCAUUCGUGAUAUGCGCAAUCAGCCUCAGGCGAAUGCCUUGGGCGCUGCUGCUUUAAUCUUCCUGUCGGGCGGCAUGAACAUAGCCUGGAGCAUAGGCUUCGACAAUCUGGCAGACGAAAUAGUAAUCUGUAUGCAUCUACGGAUUUCUUGGUUCAUCGGGGCUAUCAUCGGAUCCGUGCUCGGCGUUGUAUUCUCCAGGUGCCUCACCUACAAAUUGCUAAUGCAACUCUGCUGCCUGCUCACCAUUGUUGGCGGCAUUCUAUUUACUGCGACGCAGCUGAAUGUGGACGCCAUGAUGGCUGCGCGUUACCUUAAUGGCUUGGCCAAUGGACUCGCGCUGCCCGCCACCUUGUCCACAGGUGGCGAGUUGGUGGUUUUUUACAAGCGUGGAACCUACGUGUCCGCCACAGAGCAGCUGAGCUGCACCCUGGGCAUAUUCAUGCAGAUCGUGUUCAGCGUCAGCUGGAGCCCGGACUAUGAUCUGACGGCGGACCAGCUGCAGGGCGUGCUCUGUACCAUUUAUGGGGCCAUUGCACUCUUCCUGGCCACCGUAUUCAUUGUGGAGUCGCCAGUGCAGCUGCUGAUCCAGGGCGAGCAGGAGCUAGCCAUCGAUGCACUGAUCCGCCUUCAAUAUCCCAAAACCAUGACGGUGGAAACCAGCGAUCAAAUGACUGAGCACAGCGCCUACGUAGCCCAAAACAAUUCACUGCGCAGUACUGAGGCUUGGUGCCAAGCACUGCCCGCUCUGUUGCGUCUCUGCCUGCUCCGUGCACUCUACGCCAUGAGCACGAGCAUGCUGAUCGUCUUUACGCUCACGCUGGCCAGCACCAGUGUCUAUGGACUCAGUAGCGGUCCGUACGUGCUCUUUGGCCUGCUACGGCUGGCGGGCAGCUGCAGCGGCGCCUUUGUCCAGGACACGCUUGGCCGGAAGCUGACUCAGCUGAUUGGCUUCAUGAUAUGUGGGGCUGCAUCUAUUGGACUGGCCACCAGGUUCUCGAGUGCGGACUUCGUUAGACUGCCAGACUUGAGGAAGGCUGUGUGGAUGCUCUUGAUAUUCCAGUUCUUUGCCGGCCUCGGAUUCGCGCCCAGCUCGGUCUACUUAUCGGAGGCCUUCCCGCUGUCCGUGAAGCGCAUGUGCAUCGCCAUCGCCUAUAUCGUAGAGCUAAGUAUUCAGCUAGCCGUGUGCUACGUGGAGCUCAAUGUGCACACCAACUGCAUCUACUUCUACGGCCUUGGCGUGUUUACGCUGCUGGGCUUUUUGUUCGGCCACUGGUAUCUGCCAGAGACCAACUACUUGACGCUGCGUCAGGCGCAGCAAAAGUUUCGCGACUUCUCCUGAAGCAGUCGGCUCACCAAGACUUUUUGCCAUUUAAUAUUAGCUAGAUGUAGGCAAACGUAGUAGCUCUAUAAGGAGCAUCUUUUGCACAUAUUCCUAUAUACAUAUAUUUAUUGAACGACUGAUAACGGCUGUAAUACCCUGCAAUUAUCCGAAACUCUUGCAAUAAGUGUCUAAUCAGCGGCCAAUUCUGGCAUCUAGUGCUCGCUCAUGACUAAAGAAGAUAAUACAAGUGCAGUUUUUAAACCUGGUAAAGAAAAACUUCAUUAUUUUACUUAUAUAUACCAUUUUAUUUAUAAUUAUUUGCUUGACGUAAACCAAAUGAUAAGAGUUCGAUUGCCAAAAUAUUUACUGUCAAUCGCCAGUUGAAUGACGUACAAAUAUUGCGAAAUCCAUCAACAAAUGAUUAUGCAUCUCUGACAGCAUUUAUCUGCUAAGACAAAUAUAAAUAUUUGUUAUGUCUACGCUAGACGACAGACAGACAGACAGUAAUACCUAAUUAGGACGAGUUAUAAAUAUUAAUAUAUUAUAAAUGUAUACAGAAAUAUAUACCUAAGACAACAUGCACUUGCGUUUGAUUAUUGUAUUGCCCUUUUUUGAUAAAAGUCGAUAAAACACACAUGACUCAAGAGCAGAGAACCAACUAGAAAGAACAAUAAAAAUAUAAACAGAAAAUAGAAAGGCAGAGAGAUACAUAGCAAUAGAGAGAGAGAGAGAGAGAGAGAGAGAGAGAGAGAGAGAAAUACAAUAUUCAUGUAGGUUUAACUGCAAGAAUGAGCAAAGAUAAGAUGAAGCCGAUUGAUACUGCAAUAAUAAAUGUAUGAAACUUCUAAUCAAAACCUUGAAUCAAGAAUCUACAAUCCAGAGUCUGCUAAAUAACAAGAAUAUCAACAAACAAAUAGCUAUCAUAUAAUAACACAAUAUUGUAUACAUACGGACUUUAAAAUGACUAUGGCCUAGUUUAAGUAAAAAUAUAAAGAUUUCAUAUAUGUAUAUGUACAUUUAUCGUGCAUCUAUAACAUUUGAAAAAGGGCAUCAACUCAAUUGACUUUUUGACAUGUAAAGAAAAAUAUUCGUUGAAAGAGUUUUCUGUAUUUAUUUAUGGAACGUGCAAUAAAUGCGUAAAGCGUCUGUAA
Molecule: messenger RNA, 2726 nt
Organism: Drosophila mojavensis
Lineage: Eukaryota; Metazoa; Arthropoda; Insecta; Diptera; Drosophilidae
Product: D-xylose-proton symporter-like 2
Exons: 3
Coding region: 124-1593 (489 amino acids)
Biological process (GO): transmembrane transport
Cellular component (GO): membrane
Molecular function (GO): transmembrane transporter activity
Source: RefSeq, a predicted model, not a curated record